Messenger RNA from Sinocyclocheilus anshuiensis, 1521 nucleotides. Its product is annotated as leucine-rich repeat-containing protein 71-like. The transcript is spliced from 14 exons. Gene Ontology annotation, molecular function: protein binding. NCBI's taxonomy places the organism in Eukaryota, Metazoa, Chordata, Actinopteri, Cypriniformes, Cyprinidae. The record is from RefSeq and is a predicted model, not a curated record. Bases 1 to 1452 code for a protein of 483 amino acids.
AUGAAAAAACGAGUUGAAAAAUCCUCCAAGGAGAAAGUGGACAAGGCGGAUUCUGUGACCGACGAAGAACCACCUAAAACCGCAGAUGAUUACCAGUGUUCAGGAAAUCUGGAGCAGGACUUCACAAAACUGUGUAAACUCAUGGGUGUGAAAGACAUCCCUUCUGUGAAGAUAAAGCAGUCAUCAUCCUUAGAAAGUAAAAUGACAACAUGGUCCUCUAAGCCUUGCCUCCGGAUAGAGCUGGAGAACGAAGACCACGGCAGUGUAAAGGAAGUCAAAAUAUCUGGAUGGAAGAUGGAUGAGGUGGUGCUUCAGGUGUUGAGCAGGAUAUUGCCGUCCCUUAGUAACUUACAGUGCUUACACAUGUGGCGUGUGGGCCUGACGGAUUACACUUUCAUCUCCAUGAGAAACACAGUGUCUUUGUGCUCAAAUCUCAGGAAAGUGGUUUUGGAGGGCAAUCCACUCCCUGAGCAGAGUUACCACUUACUCAUAGCAGAAGACAGCAUGUUGACGGACUUAUCACUACGUAAUAAUCAUAUAGGAGAGGAAGGAGCUUGUCUGAUUGGCUCGGCUCUGUCCACUGUACACUCUGCCAACAAAAACCUCCUGUCCCUCAACCUAGCCUUUAAUAGUAUUGGUGAUGCAGGUGCGAUUCACAUUUCUCAGGGUCUGCGUCUCAACCGUUCCUUGCUGUGUCUGUCAUUAUCCUACAAUCAAAUAGGGGAUAAUGGAGCAGCUCAUUUGGCUGAGGUGCUUGGCCCCUUUGCUCUGACACAUGAGGAGAUAGUUGAAAGGAGGAAGUUGUUAAUUAAAGGUGAAGAAUCAACAAUGGUCCAGCCAUCUCUGGUUAGUCUUGCAGACUCACAUGAGCGGCCUCUUUCCGUCCGCAGCAGCUCUUCACUGGAUCGCCUCAACAAGAGUACAAAGAACCCCACCAAAAAGAAGGACAACCCUAAGAAAGAGGAGAAACCAGCAGCAGGUCAGGCAGCAAAAAAAGAAGAGCCAAAGGUGGCCAAGAAAGAUAAUAAAGUUCCCCGUAUUCAGGCUGGAAAAUUAGCAGGCAAAGACAACAAUCUGCUAGUAUCUGACCAAGAGGACACAUUUGUUUGUCAGAGAGUGGACGUGGUUGAGACUGUGAUUCGUCUAUUGGAUCCUGGAAUCGUGCACGCUGGAGGGAAAGUCAUUCAUCCGGGAAACACAUGCCUUACUUCUCUGAAUCUCUCAGGAAAUAAAUUGUCUGAGCAGUCACUCAAGGUGUUCCUCUCAUCUCUGGAAGGCCAGGGUGAAGGUGGACUUCUGCGUCUUUCUCUCAAUAGGAAUCAGUUUCCCUCAGAUUGUGACACCUUCCUGAAGAUACAAGAAAUCAUGUCCCUCAGGGACCCUCUUAAGAAAACCCUCUCUGGUCAGGUGGAGGAUGAACACGGUGAGCCCAAGACCACCAAUGAAGCCUAACAGAAUGACAAGAAGGGUUUAAUAUUUGCAAUUUAUAUGAAAGAUUAAUAUAUGCAUUUACUGCCUCAA